AUGACUUCGAAAGUGCUAUUUUUGGCAAUGCGAUCUUGGAAGAGAACAGAAUGGUAUUGGCCUACAGGAUAAAUUAUUAAAAAUUUGUGUUUAGAUGAAAAUACAUUUUCAAUAAAUUCUACAAGUGGAGAUUUAUGGAUAUUAAAAUCAUUUGAUCGUGAAAUAAAAUCAAAUUAUUCUUUAUUAAUUUGUGCAUUUGAUGGAAUAUAUCAAACAUGUUCAUCUAUAUUUUUAAAUAUUCUUGAUGAAAAUGAUAAUAUUUGUAAAUUUAAUUUAUCAUCAAUAACAUUAACAAUAAAUGAAAAUCUUCCAUCAAAUACAAAUUUAAUAAAAAUUCAAGCAUUUGAUCCAGAUUAUAAAGAAAAUGGAACACUUUAUUAUAAAUUAUCAUCUAAAACAUCUUAUUUAAAUAUUAAUUUAACAACAGGAAUUAUUCAAACAACAAUAAAUUCAUUUGAUUAUGAAUUAAUUCAAAUAUAUUCAUCAUUAAUUAUAGCUUGUGAUAAUAUUAAUUCAUUACCAUCAUUAUGUUGUUAUUUAAAAUUAUAUAUAAAUAUAAAUGAUAUUAAUGAUAAUUUACCUUAUUUAAUUUAUCCAUCAUCAAUAAAUGAUAUAUUUAUUAUUGAUUAUACAAAUAAAACAAUGCCUCGUUUAAAAGCAUUUGAUAAUGAUAUUGAUCUUAAAAAUCGUUUUAUAUCUUAUUCUAUUAUUGGUGGUUCACUUAAUUCAUCAAUAACUAUUGAUUAUCUUUCAGGUCAAUUAUAUCUUUUAUCAACAUCAAAACUUCCACUUUAUGGUACUCUUAUUAUUUCACUUUCUUCUCAAACAAAUAUUCAAUUAACAAUAUUUAUUCAUGAUAAUCAAACUGAUCCACAAAAAUUUUUAAUAUCAAUACAACAAUAUUCAUUUUCAUCACAAUUAUUUUAUUUUAUUUCUUUUAUUUCAAUAACUAUUAUAAUUUUUUUUCUUAUAACAAUUUUUCUUAGUUUUUACUUUUUUAAACAAAAACAAAAACAAAAACAAAAACAUGAUGAUGAUCCGUUAAUGAAUACACCAUCAACAACAACACUUUCUGCUCGAUCAAUAUUAACAACAACUAAUAAAAAAAUUUAUGAUACUUAUUAUUCAUUUGGAGAUAGUGUUACUCCUGAUAUUAUUCAUGUUUAA
Rotaria sp. Silwood2 is the source of this 1167-nucleotide messenger RNA. The record is from the annotation of a GenBank genome assembly. NCBI's taxonomy places the organism in Eukaryota, Metazoa, Rotifera, Eurotatoria, Philodinida, Philodinidae.